This is a messenger RNA of Trichomonas vaginalis G3, 1794 nucleotides long. RefSeq names its product dynamin family. Bases 1 to 1794 code for a protein of 597 amino acids. Gene Ontology annotation, molecular function: GTPase activity; GTP binding; microtubule binding. Gene Ontology annotation, cellular component: cytoplasm; membrane; microtubule. The record is from RefSeq and is a predicted model, not a curated record. NCBI's taxonomy places the organism in Eukaryota, Parabasalia, Trichomonadida, Trichomonadidae. The transcript has a single exon.
AUGCAGAAUCUUAUCCCUGUUCUUAACAAACUCCAGGAUGUUUUUGCAACUGUGAGUGCCCAUGCUGUUGACCUUCCACAGAUCGUUGCUGUCGGUUGUCAGUCAGCUGGUAAGUCCAGUGUACUUGAAGCUAUUGUCGGCAAAGAUUUCCUUCCUCGUGGCGCGGGUAUCUGCACCCGUCGUCCACUCAUCCUUCAAUUAAUUCAUAUUGAAAAAGGUGGCAAUCCAACCGAAUGGGGCGAGUUUUUGCAUAAUCCCGGAAAGAAAUACACUAAUUUCGAUGAAAUCAUGAAAGAAAUUGAAGACGAGACAGACCGUGUUUGCGGUACAAACAAAGGUGUUACAGAUCAACCAAUUAACCUCAAGAUCUACUCUCCGACAGUUUUGAACCUCACACUUGUCGACUUGCCAGGCCUUACAAAGAUCGCUGUCGAAGACCAACCAGCUGAUAUUGCUGACCAAAUCAAGAAAAUGGUUUACAAUUACAUCACACCACAAAAUGCUAUCAUCUUAGCCAUUACUCCAGCUAACAUGGAUCUUGCUAACUCCGAUUCCCUUAUCGCUGCCCGUGAAGUCGAUCCAAACGGUGACCGUACAAUCGGUGUUCUUACAAAGCUCGAUAUCAUGGAUGCCGGCACAAACGCUCGUGAAAUCCUUCUUAACAAAGUCUACCCACUCAAGCUCGGCUACAUCGGUGUUAUCAACCGUAGCCAGGCUGAUAUCAACGCUAAGAAGAAAGUUGCCACAACUGCCGAUGCCGAAAUGAAGUUCUUCAAGAGCCACGAGGCUUACGCCGAUAUCGCUGAGAACUGCGGUACCAAGUUCCUCUCACAGACUCUUAACCAAAUCCUUAUGAAGCACAUCAAGAAUCAAAUUCCAGCUCUUUACACACAGAUUAACGAUCAGCUUGCUCUCAAGAAUGCAGAGCUCCAGAAAUACGGUACCUCCCUCGGCAACACCCCUGAGGAACAGCAAACAAUGAUCUUCUCACUCGUAUCUAAGUACAUGGAAGAGCUCAACGGCCUUCUUAACGGUUACAGUGACCAACUUAGCAAUACCCAGCUUCACGGCGGUGCCAACAUCAUCUCAGAACUCAUCGAUGAAUUCCCUCAAUCAAUGCUUACGAUUACAUCCGUCAAGACCACUCCACAAGAGCUUGUCGCCAAGAUGAUUGAAAGCCAGGGUGGUCUUCGUGGCUCAAUGUUCUUCCCAGAAGCCACAUUCCACGCAUUAGUCAAAGAUGAGAUCGAAAAGCUUCGUCCAUGCGUCUUGAAGUGCAUUGACAAUGCAAAGGAACGCCUUGUACAAGUCCACCAGUCCGUCCAUGUUCCAGAACUCGAGCGUUUCUUCUCUCUCAGAGACAACAUUCUCCAGAUCGCUAUCGAUGGCGUUGUUCAGGCAUCUAAAGAAGCUGCUGUCUACGCAAACAAGCUCAUCGAUAUCCACACAUCAUUCAUCAACACACGCCACCCAGAUUUCGCUCCUUGCAAGGCACAGAUCGAUGCAAACGGUGGUUUCGGUAACAACGUUCCAAUGCUCAUUGACUUGGUCCACAGAUACUUCGUCAUUGUCCGCAAGGAAGUCAUCGACUCAAUUCCAAAGGCAAUCUUCAGAACAAUGCUCGUUGACUCAGUCAAGCAGCUCAGAUUCGACCUCGUCGAAAAGCUCGUCCUUGAACCUGAUCUCAACGAAGACCCAGUCAUUGUCGAGAAGCGUAACUCUUGCCUCAAACUCAUCGCUGCUCUCAAGCAGGCUCAGCUCGUCCUUGCAGAUGUUCGCAAGGCACACGUAUAA